AAACGACGACAAAAUCCAACUACAAAAUGUUCUCCCGCCAGUGCCUUUCCACCUCCUCCAACCCGCGCUCUAGCUACCCCCUCAUCAUCAUCAUCAUCAUCAUCAUCAUCAUCAUCAUCGUCAUCAUCGUCAACUUCAACCCAGAGUCGAGGACGGCAUUUAACCUGCCCGACAAGUAACUGGAACGGCAACUGGAACCUUAGCCUUUUGGCAUUGAUUAUUGCCAUCGGCUGUUUAAUGCUCAAUACGCCAGCAAUUGCUGCUUUCGAUAUUGCUACUUGCAAUGUGCCUUUGGGCAUGGAAUCAGGCGCAAUUACAGAUGCUCAAAUCACAGCUAGCUCAGCCCAUGACACGGGCUUUGUUGGGCCACAACAUGCAAGACUGAAAACCGAUAAUAAUGGCGGUGCCUGGUGCCCCAAGCAUAUGGUAUCGAAUGCGCUCAAGGAAUAUCUGCAGGUGGAUUUACUGCAGACGCAUGUGAUAACCGCCAUACGGACACAGGGUCGAUUCGGCAAAGGUCAGGGUCAGGAGUACACCGAGGCCUAUGUGCUUGAAUACUGGCGACCGGGCUUUGACAAAUGGCAACGCUGGAAGAACACUCAAGGCAAGGAGAUUCUGCCCGGCAACAUCAACACUUACAGCGAGGUGGAGAACGCAUUGCAACCGAUUAUAUUUGCCUCAAAGAUCCGCAUAUAUCCGUAUGGUCAAUACGAUCGCACCAUUUGCCUUCGUGCCGAGAUCGUCGGUUGCCCCUGGGAAGAGGGCAUCGUUUCAUAUAGCAUACCGAAAGGGGUGCAACGGGGCAUGGAAGUGGAUUUAUCGGACAAGACCUACGAUGGUAAUGAGCAGGGUGACCGCUAUGUGGAUGGAUUGGGUCAAUUGGUGGAUGGCCAAAAGGGCAAGGACAACUUCCGUACCGAUAUCCAUGGCUUUGGCAAAGGUUACGAAUGGAUUGGUUGGAGAAACGAUACGCCCGGUCUGUUGGGCAAACCCGUUGAAAUUGUUUUUGAAUUUGAUACGGUUCGCAAUUUCAGUGCCAUCGUUUUGCAUACAAACAACAUGUACACCAAGGAUGUGCAGGUUUUCGUUCAUGCAAAGGUUUUCUUUAGCAUUGGUGGACGCUACUUUUCCGGAGAGCCCGUACAAUUCUCUUAUAUGCCCGAUACUAUAAUGGAUCAUGCUCGAGAUGUGACUAUUAAACUGCAUCAUCGAGUGGGCAAAUAUCUGAAAAUCAAUUUGUAUUUUGCUGUCAAAUGGAUUAUGUUAUCGGAGAUCAGUUUUAUAUCUGUGCCAGCGUUGGGAAAUUUCACAGACGAGCAAGAGCAGCGAAAUAAUUUGCCGGGCAUGACGCAGGAUACACGGGAAUAUCCUUUACAGAGCAACGACUAUCAGCACAAUCAUAACAAAAACAUAAUGAAUGGCGGCGCCUCUGGAGGUGCUGGUGGUGCCAGCAACGGUGGCGCCACCGAUGCCACCAGCAGCAACAGCAACAACAACUACAACAAUGGACCAGAGCUAAUUGCGCCACGCCCGAUUGAUCAGGAGCCGAACGAGGCGAACUUCAUUGGUGUUGUUAUUGUUGUUCUAACAACGAUAAUUAUACUUCUCGUGGCCAUCAUCCUGUUCAUCGUGUCACGCACGAAGCGAGCACGCGGCAGCAACGUCCUCGACGCAUUCCAAUACAGCUUCAACCCCAACACUCUGGGCGGCAAUGUCGACAAGCAUCGUCCCAAUGGCAAUAGCAUUAAGGCCAGCGUCGACGACAACGAUUCCAUUGGCAAGAACAGUCUUUACCACGAGCCCUUCAAUGUGAAUAUGUACACGAGCGGAGUGAACGGUUACGCAGCGGUUAAUGAUUUACAAUGUAAUAUGACGCCAGACUAUACAGAUGUGCCAGAAGGUGGCUAUGCGGUUCCCCAUAUGCAGGACUAUAUGCCGGCAUCGAAAAUGGGCAACGCCGGUGGCGGCUAUGUGAAUGUGCGACGCACGCCGCCGCCACCGCUGAGCAGCAUAUUCCCCAGACCGCCGACGGUGCCGCCACCGCCCAUGGAGAAAUAUUAUGCGACCACGGCCAUAUUCAAGCCCAUCAAGGGAGGCUCAGCCAGCGGCAGCGGCAGCAACACCAACACGGUGAGCAGCGGCGGCGGCAAGAGCAGCCACAGCAAUCAGGAUCAGCUGAAUGGCAUCUACGACGAUGGCAUGGGCACCAUGAACUCACAAUCAACCGCUCCGAUGAUCAAUCCCUACAGCAGUGGCAAUAGCGCUGCUGCCGCUGCCGCAGCUGCUGAGUUUCAGCGUGCCAGAACUUACAAUUUCCGCAGCUAUCCAGAUAAUCUCUAGUUCGAAGCUUCACUCAAGUUGGCCGCAGCAGAUCCGACUGGCCCGGGCAAUGAUCUUAAGCGCAGCAACGCCUCCACCACAAUGCCCAAGAAGCCGCAGCAUCUGAGCAUUGGCGGUGCCAGUGGCACCACCAGCACCACCGGCAACAAGCCCAAAUACAGCCUGACUCUGCACCACAACAAGUAUGCCACAAAUGGUGGCAAGCAUCCCACAUCGAUGCGCGACAAUCAUCAGCAGAGGCAGCACCUAAAGGCGUUGCGUUUAACUCGCGACGUGGCCAGUACAGACGGCACUGACUAUAAGCGACCGAUGCUAUCGGGUCUAUCGCCUGCUGAGGACGUGGGUGUCCAUCUCAGCAGGAAUGUGGCUCUGAAGGGUGCUGCUGUCAACGGUGAAGCUUCAAACGAUCUAACAACUGCAACAAAUGCAACUAAAUUGACUGGUAUUAUGAAUGGAAAUGUUAACGGAAACGGAAACGGAAAUGCGGCUGCAACUGCAACUCCAAUGGCGAAUGGUGUUAUGCGAACACAAAACAACAGGCUGUGGUAUCAUUGAUGAAAACCCCAUAUUAAAUGGAUUUGAGCUCCGAAGCUCUACACGGAUAUGCAAAAUCAAGAAAGAAGAAUAGUAAAAAAAAAUUGAAUACAAGCGAUAAGAAAAUAUUAAGUACUCUUAAUCAUACAUUAAAUUUGUAUUAAAACCCGCCCCUUCUUAAAGAGGAGAGCACAAUGCGUCGAACAAUUGAACCCACUGAGCAAAAGAAAGAGUUAAAGUAAAAGUAAACGUAUAAAAUUAUUAAAGUCGAAUAUCUAAGCAAAAUGUAGCGUCGAAUAUAUGCCAACGAAAUGAUACAACUUAUAAAAUACAAAAUGUAAAUAUAUACCUAGUAUAUCACAAUGAAGAAGGUAGUGAAAAAUGCAUAUGAUAGAAAAAGCGAGCUGAAUUUUUAAAAGAAACCGAAUGAAAUGGGCACUAGUUUCUCAUAGAUCAAAUGCAAUCGAGCAGAACGUAAUAAAAUAUAUUGAAAAAAUAAAAA
Drosophila innubila is the source of this 3376-nucleotide messenger RNA. RefSeq lists its product as uncharacterized. The annotation marks the transcript as partial. The transcript has 12 exons. NCBI's taxonomy places the organism in Eukaryota, Metazoa, Arthropoda, Insecta, Diptera, Drosophilidae. The record is from RefSeq and is a predicted model, not a curated record.